Letharia lupina is the source of this 1458-nucleotide messenger RNA. RefSeq lists its product as uncharacterized. Lineage: Eukaryota; Fungi; Ascomycota; Lecanoromycetes; Lecanorales; Parmeliaceae. The record is from RefSeq and is a predicted model, not a curated record. The transcript has 2 exons. Bases 1 to 1458 code for a protein of 485 amino acids.
AUGGCGGGAAUCCAUUUUGCAGCGGAGGAGGACGACUCAGAUUGGGAUUACGAGUACCAUGAGACGGAGACAGAGAGCUUCUAUGUAACCUUGGACAUCUCCUCAGCUGCGGACUACAACAAACUUCGCACCAGAAAGAGAAAGCCAGAAACAUCGCCGCCAAAGUCUCCUCAGCCAGCUACGUCGAUCGCACCUACAACUCCCGUAGCCCAAGACAAUGCAGGCCCGUCAGAACCACCCGAAAUUCCAAUACCAGAGACACCAGCGCCUAUGGAUAUCGAUCCAACCCUGGGCCAGCCCAAAGAAUAUCCAUCGCAUUUCGAGCCCAAAGACCGCAUCCAAAUCCUCGAUCUCCACACCCAAAAUCCUCUUAUCUCAUACCAAAAUCAGAUGUACUCCUGCGAUUGGACAUCAACCCUUGGUACAGAUCUCCUACUUACUGCUCCCAUGCCCGACUCCUCUCAUCCCGUUCUUCGAGAAAAGCCAAAUGUGUCCGUUCUGGCAACGUCAAGCAUCAAGCUCAUGGGCAGACCAGCGCAAAUAGCUAGUCGCCAUAGUGCUGAACAGGGUGGUCAAUCAUCGACGCCAGCACCUGAGAGUUCAAUCGCCUCAGCCAACACUGCUAGCUCAGAAAAGGCUACGCCGGUUAAGAUCUCCCUCGGCGCAACACCCAGCCGCGCUCGACAAAACCAAGCCAACUUCCUCGAACGCCUCAUUGCCAUCAAAGCCAGGAAAGGGGAAAAAGACAGCGUAACGAUCCACGCCCAGCAAGUGAACCAGGGAACCGGAUGGCGGAGUCAGCGAAAAGCCAGCGAGGCUAUUGGAGAUGGAAACGAUGAGAUUACACCAACGCAAAGUCAGAGAGGGAGGGACACGGGCGGAAGACCAAGGGGUAGCAAGCGGACUAGAGGGCCACGGACAGCGAAAGGGGGUUUGUUCAGGGACUAUCGGCCGCAAUUGUGGGAUACGCCGGGAGCAGACAUCAGAGCUGGUCCCUCGUCAACGCCAGACAACUGGGAUCAAUUAGAGGGUGGAGCAAGCGAUGGUUUCCAGACGGCAGCAUCCAGGAUUGCCGAUGCGUCUCCGUUACCCGCUGAUCAACCAGCGCAAGCGGCGAACAGAAGCACUAGGUCGCUCUCUGCGUCUGCUAGCGCUAAUGCUUCCCCCAUACCUUCAUUUCGGCCAGUACAAUCAAUACAUGGCGAUCCUAGCUCUUCCUAUGCAUUGGCCGCUGCGAGCCCUUCUCUAGCGCUGGCAUUGGGGCUACAACCAGCGGGGUUGAUGGAAAAGAGCGUUAUACCUGCUUCCGGAGUACCAGAUACCGAACCCUUGCAGCAGAACCAGGCGCAGGAUGCGAUUGCAGAACAGGGCACACCGGCGCCGGAAACGGCAACUGCUGCUUUGGAAACUUCUGGCAUGGCAGCAGCCGACGAUGUCGAGAUGACGGAUGUACGAUAG